Molecule: messenger RNA, 543 nt
Organism: Diaporthe batatas
Lineage: Eukaryota; Fungi; Ascomycota; Sordariomycetes; Diaporthales; Diaporthaceae
Exons: 1
Coding region: 1-543 (180 amino acids)
Source: RefSeq, a predicted model, not a curated record
AUGCCUUCAUCACAGCGUUCUGUAAAACCGAGUGAGAACCCCAAAUCGGCCGACUCCCAUAAAAAACGACCAAAGCAGCAGAGGCAGAUACCCCAGUCUCGACACCGUCAUCUGGGUAAUGUUCAUCCCCAGGGACAGGAUGCCCCUGAUGACAACGGAAAUGGCGAGCAUGUACAGCAGGGGUAUCAUCCCCAGGACCCACCUCCUGCAUAUGAAGUCAGUGAACACGGCAGCAGCUUGCGCGAGGUACGGGACGCUGCCUACAACGCAGGUUACAAUGCGGCAAUCGAGGACGGCUUCGAUGCGGGAGUCCAGAACGGCUACGACAGGGGAGUUAAGGACGGCUAUGCUUGGGGGUUCAAGGAAGGCUCUCAGAAGGAGGGGCGCACAGACUCCGAUGCGUAUGUUGAACAACUCACAAUGGGCGUAACUGGCGGCGAGAUACAUGGCAAGUGGAGCGAUGCUGUCUGGAACCAGCGCAGGUCCCAGCUAGCCAACGAAUCAUGUGCUUGUUCCUGUACCCCUGGUGUCGUUGGGCGUUAG